UAAUUGAAAUGUAAUAUAUCACAAUGUAAUAAUGUAUACAGAAAAGUAUCAUGUAUUCCUUAUACAAUUUACUGAAUUUUCACAAACCAAACACAACUAUGUAACCAGCAUCCAAAGUCAAGAAACAGAAAUUACCAGCACCCCAGAAGCCCUUGUGCUCCCUUCUGCUCUCUGCUCUCACCUCCCCCCACCAGGGGUAACCACUAUCCUGACUUCUAACUCUAUAGAUUAAUUUUGCCUGUUUCUGACUUUAUGUAAAUGGAAUCAGAAGUGGUUAUUCUUUUGUGUCUGGCUUCUUUUGCUUAAUAACUCUGUUAGUGUUAGUGAGAUUCAUCUAUAUUCUUGCUUGUGGCUGUAAAUCUUUAAUUCUCAUUGCUGUCUAGUAUUCUGUUAGUGAGCAGAUCACAGUUGACUUAUCCCAUCUGUUAUUGAUAGGCAUCAGCAGUGGUUUCAGGUUUGGUGCUAUUUUAAACAGUGCUGCUAUAAACUUUCUAGCGUAUAUCUUUUGUUGAGCAUAUUUAUACAUUUCUAUUGUGUAUAUACUUAGUAGUGAAAUUGCUGGUCUGGAGAGUAUGUGUCUGUUUAGUUUUAGUAAAUACUGGUAGUUUUCUGAAAUGGAGUGUUCCACAUCCUCACCAAUACUUGGAAUUUUCCAUAGUUUUAAUUUUAGCUCUCCUGGUGGAUAUGUGGUAGUAUCUCAUUAUGGUUUUUAUUUGUAUUUGAGAAGGUGAAUGUUUUAACCUGGCUGUAUUGUCACCCUGCACGAAACUGGCAUCUGGUGGAAAGGAAGAAGGGAGGAUUGGAUAUCAGGUGAUAGUAUUGAUUGUUUAGCUCAAGCCAGUCAUGAUGCUAAGUGCUUCACAUGUAUUAAUGUAGUACUCCUCACAAGCUCCCUAGGAGGUGAGUGCUGUUGUUUUCCCCAAUUAACUUAUGAAGAAACAGAGGCACAGAGGGGCUUUGUAACUUGCCCAAGGUCAUAUUGCCGGAGACUUGAGCCCAAGAAGCCUGGCUGCAGAGCUUGUGCUCUUAGCUACUGCAUCUUAUAACCAGAACAGUCUGCCACAUAAGCUUGCGUAUAACAUUCUUAUUUGUAAGUUUGUCUUUUGUUUUGUUUCACUCUUCUUUCUUUAAUAAUAAUGAUAAUUGUUAAUGUUUAUUGAGUAUUUGCUGCAUUGUAAGCAAUUUGCAUGUACAUAUUAACUCAUUCAGUGCUUGUGGCAUCCAUAUGAGGUGGGUGGUAUUAUUAUUACCAUCAUUAUUAUUUUUAUCACCGCCAUUUUAGAGAGGGGGAAACAAGACUAGUGAGGUUAUUAAGUAACUUGGUCGGUUUCGUGAACAUCGUGGUGGAGCUGGGAUUUAAACUUAGGCAGCCUUACUCAGCAGCCCACAGGCUGAAUCACAGCACUCAAACUCCCACGCAGAGUAGAUGUGACAGUUACUCAGUUUAUGAGCUUCUGCAGAUACAUGUCUUUGAAAUUGUUCAUUACCUCCUGGCUCACCCUAAAAUAACAACUGUUUCUAGUGUUAUUCAAACUUACCUCACUUGUUUGUCCUAAGGCAAUUUACAAGGAGAUUGUAAGAGCUGAAAAGCACUUUUUGCAUGGGUCAGAAGUAGAUGGUAAUGGAAUAACGGUAAAGUGGUUCUUCAAGUUUUUGAGCAUGAGGGUCCCUCCUCUCCCUUAAGACUUUCUCUACCCCACCCCAGUAUAAAGGUAAAACUUGCACAUUAUGAAAAAAAAAAAUUGGAAAGUACAGGAAAAUAGAAAAAUGAAAAUAAAAAUCACCUAAAAUCUUACCACCCAGACCCACGCACUGUUAACUUUUGGUGUUUGUCCUUUAACAACCUGAUUCUAAGGGUGUUUGUGUAAACAUGCAUACAAAUUCAAAAGUAUAUGUAAUUACGUUAAAUCAAAAUGAGUUCACAGUGUAUGUGUUAUUUUAUAACCUGAGUUUUCCCAUUAAUAGUAUGCCUUGAACCUUGUUACAUACAUUGUGGUUUAUAUAAUGUAUCCUCCAGUGGUGAACAUUUGGGUUGUUACCACUUUUUACCGUUAUGAACGUCCUUUGAUAAAUCUGUGCGUAUGCAGGGGGUGCGCCCCUCGUACUCCCAGCUUGCCAAAUACUAUUAUUAAAUCUCUAAAAUCUGUGAGUAAAGUAUUCCUGGUCUGAUUUUUUUUUCUUGUAUAUUAAAGAGAAUCUUUUUGUUUUCCUGUUAUCUUUGCCUAUACAUGACCUCAGUCACCCCUGAGCAUUUCAUUCCUGGCAUCUUUGAGAUCUUGCAGUGACCCUAUUGCACUAAUGAGAAUGAGUUUCUAGGAAACACCUGAAGUACUGACAGCUGUCACAUGAACAAAAAAAUGCAGCUUACAAUAAUGCAGUCAGGUGACAUGCAGUCUUUUGCACAGAAGCUCCAACUCCGGGUGCCUUCCGUGGAGUCUUUGUUUCGGAGUCCAAUGAAGGAAUCUCUAUUCCGAUCUUCCUCUAAAGAGUCUUUGGUACGAACGUCUUCUAGAGAGUCCCUGAAUCGACUUGACCUGGACUCUUCUGCUGCCACCUUUGAUCCACCCUCUGAUAUGGAGAGUGAGACCGAAGAUUCACUAGGGAAUUUAGACAGUCUCAGCAAAGAACAUUUGAUCCAGUGGUUGCGAAGAAUGGAACGAAGGUUGAAUGGCUACAAAGGAAAAUGUUCUGAGCUUGUUACAGCUUAUCAGACUCUUCAGAGAGAGAAGAAAAAGCUACAAGGUAUAUUAAGUCAGAGUCAGGAUAAAGCACUUCGGAGGAUUGGAGAGUUAAGAGAGGAGCUCCAAAUGGACCAGCAAGCAAAAAAACAUCUCCAAGAGGAGUUCGAUGCAUCUUUAGAGGAAAAAGAUCAGUAUAUCAGUGUCCUUCAGACUCAGGUUUCUUUGCUGAAACAGCGGUUACGAAAUGGCCCGAUGAAUGCUGAUUUACCAAAACCACUCUCGCAGAUGGAACCAGAGGCUGAAGGCGUCACUAAAGAGAACACAGAUGGUGAUGUAGAGCCAGUAGUGGGAGAUGGAGCUUCUGCUAAAACACUGGAAAUACUUCAGCAAAGAGUUAAGCGUCAAGAGAAUCUACUGCAGCGCUGUAAAGAAACCAUUCGGUCGCAUAAGGAACAAUGUAUGCUGUUAACCAGUGAAAAAGAAGCCCUGCAAGAACAACUAGAUGAAAGACUUCAAGAACUAGAAAAGAUGAAGGAGCUUCAUAUGGCUGAGAAGACUAAACUUAUCACUCAGUUGCGUGAUGCAAAGAACUUAAUUGAACAGCUUGAACAAGAUAAGGGGAUGGUAAUAGCAGAGACAAAACGUCAGAUGCAUGAAACCCUGGAAAUCAAAGAAGAAGAAAUUACCCAACUUCGUUGUCGCAUCAAGCAGAUGACUAGCCAGGGAGAGGAAUUACGGGAACAGAAAGAAAAAUCUGAAAGAGCUGCUUUUGAGGAACUUGAAAAAGCCUUGAGUACAGCCCAAAAAACAGAAGAAGCACGGAGAAAAAUGAAAGCAGAAAUGGAGGAGCAAAUAAAAGCCAUUGAAAAAACAAGUGAGGAGGAGCGUAACAGACUUCAACAAGAAUUAGGCCACGUGAAACAGGAGGUUGUUCAUGUAAUGAAAAAAUCCUCAGAACAAAUUGCAAAAUUACAGAAGCUUCAUGAAGAGGAGCUGGCCAGCAAAGAGCAGGAACUGACUAAGAAGUUUCAGACCCAAGAAAGGGAAUUUCAGGAGCAAAUGAAAGUAGCUCUUGAAAAAAGUCAGUCUGAAUAUUUGAAGAUCACUCAAGAAAAAGAACAGCAAGAAUCUUUGGCCUUGGAAGAGUUAGAGCUGCAGAAGAAGGCAAUCCUCACAGAGAGCGAAAACAAACUUUGGGACCUUCGGCAAGAAGCAGAGACUUACAGAACUAGAAUUCUUGAAUUAGAAAGUUCUUUGGAAAAAAGCUUGCAAGAAAAUAAAAAUCAAUCAGAAGAUUUAACUAUUCAUUUGGAAGCUGAAAAAAAUAAGCACAAUACAGAAAUUACAGUCAUGGUUGAAAAACACAAGACAGAAUUGGAAAGUCUGCAGCAUCAGCAGGAUAACCUUUGGACUGAAAAACUCCAAGUCUUAAAGCAACAGCAUCAGACCGAAAUGGAAAAACUUAGAGAAAAGUGUGAACAAGAAAAAGUAACACUGUUGAAUGACAAAGAGGUUCUCUUUCAGGCCCACAUAGAAGAGAUGAAUGAAAAGACUUUAGAAAAGCUUGAUGUGAAGCAAACAGAAUUGGAAUCACUAUCGUCUGAACUGUCGGAAGUAUUAAAAGCCCGUGACAGGCUAGAAGAAGAACUUUCUGUACUAAAGGAUCAAGCAGAUAGAGUGAAGCGGGAAUUAGAGGCCAAGCUGGAUGAACAGAAAAGUCAUCACCAGCAACAGGUUGACAACAUCAUUAAAGAACAAGAGAUGUCUAUCCAGAGAACUGAGAAGGCAUUAAAAGAUGAAAUUAACCAACUUGGGCUUCUUCUGAAGGAAAAGGACAAGCAUUUAAAAGAGCAUCAGGCUCAUGUGGAGAAUUUAGAGGCAGAUAUUAAAAGGUCUGAAGGGGAACUCCAGCAGGCAUCUGCUAAGAUGGAGCUCUUUCAGUCACUGCAGAGCACCAUGAAUGAGCAGGUAGAAACAUAUGAGGAGCAGUUGGCCCAGUUGCAGCAGAAGUUGUUGGAUUUGGAAACAGAAAGAAUUCUUCUUACCAAACAGGUAGCUGAAGUUGACACUCAAAAGAAAGAUGUUUGUGCUGAGUUAGAUGCUCACAAAAUCAAGGUACAGGACUUAAUGCAGCAACUUGAAAAACAGAAUAGUGAAAUGGAAGAAAAAGUAAAAUCUUUAACCCAACACUAUGAGUCCCACCUUAAAGAUAAUAUAGAGCAGGAACAGACAAAGCAACUCUUAAUGGAAAAGGAAAAUGUAAUUUUACAAAUGAGAGAAGGACAGAGCAAAGAAAUUGAAAUACUCAAACAGAAAUUAUCAGCCAAGGAGGACAGUGUUCAUGUUUUGCAAGAGGAGUAUGAAACCAAAUUUAAAAAUCAAGAGAAAAAGAUAGAAAAAAUUAAGCAGAAAGCAAAGGAGAUGCAAGAAACAUUAAAGAAGAAACUGUUGGAUCAGGAAGCCAAACUUAAGAAAGAGCUCGAAAAUACUGCUCUGGAGCUCAGUCAGAAAGAAAAACAGUUCAAUGCCAAAAUUUUGGAAAUGGCAGAGGCUAACUCAGCUGGAAUCAAUGAUGCAGUGUCAAGAUUGGAGACAAACCAAAAGGAGCAAAUAGAAAGUCUUACUGAGGUGCACUGGAGAGAACUCAAUGAUGUCAUAGCAGUCUGGGAGCAGAAACUUAACCAGCAAGCUGAAGAACUUCAGGAAAAACAUGAAAUCCAGUUACAGGAAAAGGAACAAGAGGUAGCAGAACUGAAGCAAAAGAUCCUCAUAUUUGGGUGUGAAAAAGAAGAGAUGAACAAGGAAAUGGCAUGGCUGAAGGAAGAGGGUGCUAAGCAGGAUACCGUGUUGAAGGAAUUACAGGAACAGUUAAACCAGAAGGCUGCUCACAUGGUUUCUGUCUCACAGAAUGAAGCUAAACUGAAAGCUGAACUUGAAAAGCUGGAGGUUGACCUGAAUCACUCUCUGAAGGAAAAUACUUUUCUUCAAGAGCAUGUAGUUGAACUGAAGAUGCUGGCAGAAAAAGAUAAGCUUAGGGUCUCUGAGUUGACUGAGAAGCUGAAAACCACAGGUGAAGAAUUCCAGAGUUUGAAAUCUUCACAUGACAGAAAUAAGAAAAGCCUAGAAGACAAAAGCUUAGAAUUCAAAAAACUGUCCGAGGAGCUAGCAGUUCAGCUGGACAUUUACUCCAAGAAAACGGAAGCCUUAUUACAAGCUAAAACAAGUGAGCUCAUCAACAUUAGUAGCAGCAAAAUUAAUGCCAUUCUCUCUAGGGUCUCCCAUUGUCAACACCACACAACUAAAGUUAAGGAGGCACUACUAAGUAAAACUUGCAAAGUUUCUGAAUUAGAAGCACAACUGAGACAGCUAACAGAAGAGCAACACACACUAAAUAGUUCUUUACAACAUGCUACACAUCAGUUGGAAGAAAAAGAAAGUCAGAUUAAGAGCAUGAAGGCCGAUAUUGAAGGUCUUGUGACAGAAAAAGAAGCCUUACAGAAGGAAGGAGGAAAUCAGCAACAGGCUGCCUCAGAAAAGGAGUCUUGUAUCACUCAGUUGAAGAAGGAGUUAUCAGAAAACAUCAAUGCUGUCACUUCGAUGAAAGAAGAGCUUAAAGAAAAAAAAGCUGAGAUCAGUAGUCUUAGUAAACAACUAACUGAUAUGAGCGCUCAACUUCAGAAUAGCAUCAGCCUAACUGAAAAAGAAGCAGCCAUUUCAUCACUGAGUAAGCAACAUGAUGAAGCGCAACAGGAAUUGCUGGAUCAGGUGCGAGAUUUAUCUUUGAAAGUUGAAACUCUGAGUAAGGAGAAAACUUCUGCUCUUGAACAGGCCAACAAAUUCUCAGAAUGGAAGAAGAAAGCACAGUCAAGAUUUACACAGUAUCAAAAUACUAGUAAAGAAUUGCAGAUGCAGCUUGAGUUAAAAACAAAGGAAACCAGUGAAAAAGAUGAGCAGAUAACUUUAUUGAAGGAGGACCUUGAUCAGCAAAAGAAGAGAUUUGAAUAUUUAAAGGGGGAAGUGGAAGAUAAGAAGAGCAAGAUGGAGAAAAAGGACCGUAAUUUACAGACUGAGUUAAAAACUCAAACAGCAAGAAUUGUGGAAUUAGAGGAGCAUGUUACUCAGAAAACAAUUGAAAUUGAGUCCUUAAAUGAAGUUCUUAAAAAUUACGAUCAACAAAAGGAUAUCGAACGGAAAGAAAUGAUUCAGAAACUUCAACACAUUCAAGAGUUAGGUGAAGAAAAGGACAACAGGGUUAAAGAGGCUGAAGAAAAAGUCUUAAGCCUUGAAAAGCAGGCAUCUUCCAUGAAAUCUGAACUUGAAUCUACGAAGAAAGAAUUGGAACAUGUGAAUUCAAUUGCGAAAAGCAAAGAAGAGGAGUUAAAGGCAUUGGAAGAUAGACUUGAGUUAGAAAGUGCUGCAAAAUUAGGGGAACUGAAGAAAAAAGCUGAACAAAAAAUUGCUGCCAUCAAGAAGCAGUUGUUAUCUCAAAUGGAAGAGAAAGAACAGCAGUAUAGAAGAGACAGAGAAAGCCAUCUGAGUGAGCUAAAUACAAAAUUGCAGGAAAGAGAGAAAGAAAUUCAUGUCUUGGAAGAAAAACUUAAGUCGGUGGGAAGUUCACCACAAUCAGAAACAUCAGUUGCACCCAGAUCAGCAGAAAAUGAGGCAGCAUGCACUGAGCAAGAAGCAGAUUCCCAAGGCUGUGUGCAGAAGGCAUGUGAAGAAAAAAUCCGUGUUUUACAAAGCAGUUUAAUUGAAAAGGAAAAGCUAUUGCAGAGGCUAGAGCAGGAAAAAAAAGACACAAUUUCUUCUCAUUCUGAAAUGCAGUGCAAAUACCAGGAGCUCUUAAUAAAGAUAGAACAGGCUGAAGCAAAGCAACACGAGGAUCAAGUGAUGAUAAAGCAUCUUCAAGAAGAACUUGAAGAAAAAACCAAAUACUCCUUGUUAGUAUCCCAUCAUGUGGAAGAAGAGGGAGGUAAAAAUAACAUAGGGGCAAAGCAGAACUUGGAGAAUGUGGUUGAUGGUGUCCAGAAAGCCCUCCAGGAGAAGGACUUGACCUGUCAGAUCUUGGAGCAAAAGAUAAAAGAGCUGGAUUCCUGCUUAUUGAGAGAGAGGGAAGGACAUAGAGUUGAAAUUGGAGCGUUGACCUCAAAACUUGAAAGAUUACAGGCUCUACAACAACAGAUGGAUGGAAAAAGUAAACCCAAGGAAGUUUUGGAAGAAAGUGCUGAAGAAAAGUCCAAAUCUCAUGUGGUCCAACCCAGCUUGCUUCGUAACAUGGAGGCUGAGCACAGUGACCUGGAGUUUAAAUUGGCAGGGGUGGAGCAGGAGAAGCAGAAGCUGAGCCAGGAGAUGGUUAAACUGCAGAAAGAUCUUCGAAUGUUGCGGAAGGAACAUCAGCAAGAACUGGAUAUAAUAAAGAAAGAGUAUGAGCAAGAAAUGGAAGAGAAAAUCAAACAGGAGCAGGAAGACCUUGAGUUGAAGCACAAUUCCACACUAAAACAGCUGAUGAGGGAGUUUCAUACACAGCUGGCACAAAAGGAGCAGGAGCUGGAAAUGACCAUAAAAGAGACCAUUGAUAAAGCCCAGGAAGUGGAGGCUGAACUUUUGGAAAGCCAUCAAGAGGAGACAAAUCAGUUAUAUAAAAAAAUUACAGAGAAAGAAGAUGAUCUAAAAAGAACAGCCAAAAGAUAUGAAGAAAUCCUUGAUGCUCGUGAAGAAGAAAUGACUGCAAAAGUAAUAGAUCUACAGACUCAACUUGAGGAGCUGCAGAAGAAAUACCAGCAAAGACUAGAGCAGGAGGAGAACCCUGGCAAUGAUAAAGUAACAAUUAUGGAGCUACAGACACAACUAGCACAGAAGACUACUCUAAUCAGUGAUUCAAAGUUGAAAGAGCAAGAGUUCAGAGAACAGAUUCACAAUUUAGAAGAUCGUUUGAAGGAAUAUGAAAAGAAUGUAUAUGCAACAACUGUGGGGACACCUUACAAAGGUGGCAAUUUGUACCAUACUGAUGUCUCGCUCUUUGGAGAACCUACCGAGUUUGAGUAUUUGCGAAAAGUGCUUUUUGAGUAUAUGAUGGGUCGUGAGACUAAGACCAUGGCAAAGGUUAUAACCACUGUACUGAAGUUCCCUGAUGAUCAGACUCAGAAAAUUUUGGAAAAAGAAGAUGCUCGGCUCAUGUAUACUUCACCUCGCAGUGGUAUCUUCUGAGUAAACCGUCAGUCUGUGCUUAGUUAGCAUGUGUCAUGGCUCCGACCUUCAUCUUGAAGAAGUGGGGAGAGUGAUGUUGGGCAGGCCUGGAAAACUGUGCAUGUCUGCUGUUCUUAGAGAACGAAGCUGUUAUUCAGGACCCCUCAUGUAGCCAGAAGACCAAGAAAAAUCUGACAUUGGCCACAGAAAGAUUGCGGACUGCCUUUAAAAUAGAUUAUAUCAGUGGAGAAACGGUGAUAGUUUUUUUGCGGGGGGGGGAUUCUUCAGUUUUUCUGUUGGGAAGAGUUUUUGUUGUUUAAAAGAUACUUUGAAUAAUUUAACCUGAUUUAUGGGCUCAUUUAAUGUUCCUUUCUUCCAUUCUUUUUGUCCCUCUUUUUAAAGAACUGCUUGCCUUUCGUAUUUAUUUUUAGGGUGAUUUUUUUUUUAAAGACUUGUGCAAUACAUUUUGAGGUGGAACUUAGUGGAUUUUUUUCCUGAUAUAUUAGAGCAUUUAAAUUGACUAUUUUAUCCAGAUUGAUUUGUUGAAUAUUUGCUAAAGACUAGUUCUUUAAGCUAUGACAUAUGAUAAAUCCAAAUGGCAGUACCUCAUUGUUUACUUAGCUUUUGUACUUAUAUUUUUCAGAGGAAAAAAUACUACUGUAAAUUGUAAAUAGUCAAUACAUAACUGUAUUGUAUGCAAAUCUGUGACUGUUGGCAAUGUCAUCUCAG
Messenger RNA from Physeter macrocephalus (sperm whale), 9596 nucleotides. It is a transcript of the gene GOLGA4, whose product is annotated as golgin A4. The record is from RefSeq and is a predicted model, not a curated record. Gene Ontology annotation, cellular component: Golgi apparatus. Gene Ontology annotation, biological process: Golgi vesicle transport. The coding region runs from base 2346 to 8888 and encodes 2180 amino acids. The transcript is spliced from 23 exons. Gene Ontology annotation, molecular function: small GTPase binding. Lineage: Eukaryota; Metazoa; Chordata; Mammalia; Artiodactyla; Physeteridae.